GACAGAGAUUCGAAAACAAAAAAAGGGAAAAACCGGAGAACGUCGCGGACGGGAUAAGGGCUUUAAAUACCAGCAGUACUGUGGGUGCGCGUAUCGCGGUUUGGUGUCUGAUAAAACUGGACCGGCUCGCGCUGCGAGGAGGGCUCCCGACUCGCUCCCGGCCAGAAAACCGUUGCGGUGGAGUUUGUUAUUUGGCGCCGAUCAGUGACUGUGUCGCUGGGAAUUCUGCAUCUGUGGUCAAUAUAGUGUCUGGCUGACCCGUGCGGUGCUGCUGAGGCAACUCGAGAGGCAACGAUCCAUCCAAGAACCGAUGCACAUGGCAAGUCACACCGCAUAAAGCGAUUGCUCGCAGUCCCAGCAAGCAUGCGCGGCAAUAGUGUGGGUGGCCGCCCUACCGGUGAGCAGACACAGCAGCAUUGGAACAAACCGGGAAUGCCGCGAAUUAGCAGUCCACGCCGGCUCAUUGUCCCUGACUCUAUCCUGAUCCAGAACCAGGCGCUGGGUGAAUUAGAGCCUGCCGGCGAAUCCGCUGCCAGCGACCGGUCCAAGCAUGCGCAUGCUGGAUCAGGCGAAAUUAGCAGAUUACGCUCCAAGCGGCCUGGCAAAGCCGCCAAAGCCGGGGACGAUCACUUCUGGUUGUAUACUUUGGGCAUAGACAUCGCCGCUCGUUCCACCGCAACACACUUUAAUUCUCAAACGCGAAACAACCUGUACUUUUUUUUCUCGAGCGCUUUGGCUUGUGAAGCAUUAACCGCUAAUUAAUACUGCCUAUUAGAAAAGGUUAGUACUCAUUUGCAGUCAGCUCCAGUGCUUUGCAGUUUUGAACUCAGUAAGAAGACAGGGGCGCUGUGGCUCCCCUCCCCAGCCAGGGGAAAGAAACCAAAGCGUGGGCAACAGGGAGCUCCAACUGGGCAGUAUGAGACCUAUCCAUGCUGCAGGGGCUCGCCAGUAUGUUGACAUUAAGCCUCUCUGCUCCCUUAUUUCCUCAUUCAUUCUCGUUUGUAAUCUCAUCCACCAUUUUCGCUUUCAGAAUUUG
Messenger RNA from Linderina pennispora, 1036 nucleotides. RefSeq lists its product as uncharacterized. The annotation marks the transcript as partial. NCBI's taxonomy places the organism in Eukaryota, Fungi, Kickxellomycota, Kickxellomycetes, Kickxellales, Kickxellaceae. The record is from RefSeq and is a predicted model, not a curated record. The transcript has a single exon.